This is a messenger RNA of Alternaria alternata, 1146 nucleotides long. RefSeq lists its product as hypothetical. Bases 469 to 942 code for a protein of 157 amino acids. The transcript has a single exon. NCBI's taxonomy places the organism in Eukaryota, Fungi, Ascomycota, Dothideomycetes, Pleosporales, Pleosporaceae. The record is from RefSeq and is a predicted model, not a curated record.
AGCUCCACAUGCUCUCCCUCCGCUUCCGUCGGCCGCAUGACGUACCAGUCCUCAAAAAACCUCCACCUCCUCACAGCGACUCGGAAGUUGCGGCUUACGAGUCUCGUAUUGACACCAAAAUAGAGACAUUGUCAAUCGAUCGGCAAUUUAUACGCCGCCCGAGAGGUCACCGUGGCUGCGCCGGGAGAUCUGCACGAGCUUACAGGGGAUGGCUGACAGAGUAAUCUUCCGAUAUCCCUGUUACGGUAAUUGUCUCCUACUUUUUGUGGAGAUAGGGUCACACUGGAUGGUAUGAUGUGAUGCGAGAUGGCUGUGCGUUUCCAGUGUCGGCCGUAGGUAUAUAAUUCAUUCAACACCCGAACAGACCUCAUAUACACAUUCAAGCUUCAACCUAAAACGGCCUCCACAUCGUCAACAAACUUCACGCACCGCCUAUCUAGGAUCCUAUAAGCCUAUACUACCAACACAAUGCGUUUCUCCACCCUCGCAACAGCCCUCACAUCUGCAACUCUCGCAUCCUCUCGCCUGAUCGGCAUCGCAGCCCCUUCAACGCUCGCACCCAACAGCACCUUCACUCUCACCCUCCUCUCAGAAGGCUACAUCCAAUCUGUCGCCGACGUGGCAGUAGCCUGGGGUUUCGACAUUGCGCCAGGUUACCCCGGUUCUCUGGGCGCCUUCACCGGUUCCGCGUACCUAGGUCCUGAGAAGAGCAACCAGGGACAGGACAAUGUUACAAUCACUGCUACCGUGCCUGAGGAACUGGCCAGCGACUCCUACAAGGGCAAGGAUAUCUUGUUGAACGCCGGAAUUUACUCGUUGUAUGGUGCUAGUGGAGGCCCAGUGGUUACGGGAUUUAAUGUUACGGUCAAGAUUGGCGAGACCACUGGUGGGGAAAUUGUACAGAGUGACGGUCAGGCUUGGAUUCAGAACAGCAUCCAAUAGACCGGUGCAAUGCUUGCGUGUUUAGCGAUUGAGCGCCCAAAGAGCUGUAGAACUUAAAUUUCGUAAUGUGUACAUUAUACAAUGUUAUUACUCGAUAUUGGCAUCACAAGCAUCUAAAGUUUUAAGAUUCUGGAGUGGCAGCGCACUAUAGCAUUUGAAUGAUGUGCUUUGUUGAUGACGAUAAACCAGAGCAGCUAUGACCUG